Lagenorhynchus albirostris (white-beaked dolphin) is the source of this 3166-nucleotide messenger RNA. It is a transcript of the gene CDKL3, whose product is annotated as cyclin dependent kinase like 3. Gene Ontology annotation, molecular function: cyclin-dependent protein serine/threonine kinase activity; ATP binding. Lineage: Eukaryota; Metazoa; Chordata; Mammalia; Artiodactyla; Delphinidae. Gene Ontology annotation, biological process: dendrite extension; positive regulation of dendrite morphogenesis; protein phosphorylation. The record is from RefSeq and is a predicted model, not a curated record. The coding region runs from base 1064 to 2806 and encodes 580 amino acids. Gene Ontology annotation, cellular component: nucleus. The transcript has 12 exons.
AUCGUUUUAUCCCUGUUUUAAGGAUGAAUGUCAACAACUGAGGUCGAAAUCAGAUCUAUGGAAUAUUAACGUAACUAGGUAACUUAGAAAACUAUAAUUACACAAGACUUCCUUGGAAGUUUCGUUUUACAAGAAAUCUCUGCCUGGUGACACCAGGCAUCCUUUUAGGAUCCGACACAAGUGGCAAGUGUUCACGGGCCUGGGGGCAUCUAAGACGCAGGUCGGAUAAACUUCCACGCCGGUUCCCCUUCCCUAGAGGAUCUGCAGUCACUCAAGCUGCCGUCAAAAUGCGACCCUCCCCCAUCGCCGCUCAAAACCAACCUUGUGUAGUGGCCCCAGUUUGAUCAACAGCAGCUCGUAUUCGCCACUUACACCCUCAAGGAGGCUUCCAGUUAGUGCCCACCAGGAACUCUUUUCUGCUUGUUCCCUCUUUUUCCUUCCGGUUCGGGCCUGGCCGGUGUUCCGGUCUUGCGCCCUAGGCCCCGAGCGAGAGGCCCGGUGCACCGUUGCCAUGGCAGCAGGCCGUUGGGAGCGGACUGGAUAGGUAGGGUCGGUGUCUGGUUCCCGGCUGAGACUGCGCGGAGCCGGGCCGGCGGGACUGCAGAAUGGGCUGAGGCUGAGGCGGCGGCGGCUGUCCGGACGAGGUCGACUGAGGGGCAAAGGGCGCGGCACUGGUCCAGGACCCUAAGACGCCUGGUUUGAGGAGCGGGUGGGACCGAGGUUUUCUUGGGCCCCAAGGCCUGACCUGUUGGCGACUGCAGCUUUGCGGGAACCUCAUAUUUGACGCGGGCAUGACUGGACGUGUGGGGACCCCACUCAUGAUGAAUAGGUGACAUGUAGUGAGCGAAUCUUAACUCUUGGUGGGAAUGAUCUUGACAGCAGGAAGCUCCCCAAGUUCUGGUGGGGGCCAGAGCCCCACAAGGACCCCUUACUUGCCGAACUGGCAGAGUUCCCAAAGACAAACAGAAUCUGUGAAAAGAUUCCUACUUUUCCUGUUUCCGUAUUUUUAAGUAUAGGUUUAUUGUGGAAAUGCAUUAUCCGCCUUGAAUAAAUAAAGGUAUAAAUGUUUAACCUUCUUCCCCCCCCCUUUCUUUUUAUGAAGAAGAAGCUGGGCUUGAAAAUGGAGAUGUAUGAAACCCUUGGAAAAGUGGGAGAGGGAAGUUAUGGAACAGUCAUGAAAUGUAAACAUAAGGACACUGGGCAGAUAGUGGCCAUUAAGGUAUUUUAUGAGAAACCAGAGAAGUCUGUCAACAAAAUCGCAACGAGAGAAAUAAAGUUGCUAAAGCAAUUUCGUCAUGAAAACCUGGUCAAUCUGAUUGAAGUUUUUAGACAGAAAAAGAAAAUUCAUUUGGUGUUUGAAUUUAUUGACCACACAGUAUUAGAUGAGUUACAACAUUAUUGUCAUGGACUAGAGAGUAAACGACUUAGAAAAUACCUCUUCCAGAUUCUUCGAGCAAUUGAAUAUCUUCACAAUAAUAAUAUCAUUCAUCGAGAUAUAAAACCUGAGAAUAUUUUAGUAUCCCAGUCAGGAAUUACUAAACUCUGUGAUUUUGGUUUUGCACGAACGCUAGCAGCUCCUGGAGACAUUUAUACGGACUAUGUGGCCACACGCUGGUAUAGAGCUCCAGAAUUAGUAUUAAAAGAUACAUCUUAUGGAAAACCUGUGGAUAUCUGGGCUUUGGGCUGUAUGAUCAUUGAGAUGGCCACUGGAAAUCCCUAUCUUCCUAGCAGCUCUGAUUUGGAUUUACUUCAUAAAAUUGUUUUAAAAGUAGGCAAUUUGACACCUCACUUGCAGAAUAUCUUUUCCAAGAAUCCCAUUUUUGCUGGGGUGGUCCUUCCUCAAGUUCAACACCCCAAAAAUUCAAGAAAAAAAUACCCAAAGCUAAAUGGAUUGUUGGCAGAUAUUGUUCAUGCUUGUUUACAAAUUGAUCCUGCUGAGCGGAUAUCAUCUACUGAUCUUUUGCAUCAUGAGUAUUUUACUAGAGAUGGAUUUAUUGAAAAAUUCAUACCGGAACUGAGAGCUAAAUUGCUACAAGAAGGAAAAGUCAAUUCAUUCAUAAAGCCAAAAGAGAAUUCUAAAGAAAAUGAAUUUAUGAAAGAUGAUAGAAAAACAGUUUAUACCAAUACACUGCUAAGUACUUCAGUUUUGGGAAAGGAAAUGGAAAAAAAGAAAAAGCCCAAGGAGAUCAAAGUCAGAGUUAUUAAAGUUAAAGGAGGAAAAGGAGAUAUCUUAGAACCAAAAAAGAUAGAGUGUGAAGGUGGACAUUUUCAACAGGAUGCAGUUGAAAUUGCUCAUACUGUGUCUCAAGAUAUAAAACGUGUAAUCAGUGGACCACCAAACACUGUCAAUCCCAGCACUAACUCUAUGGGCAUGAAAGACGAUCCACAUGCUGGAAGUAGUAUGGUGAUGCCACCCAUCAAUCUAACUAGCAGGAAUUUGAUGGCUUCAAAUCUCUUGCACUACAAUUCAAGGUUAACUGAAAGAGCAAAAAAGAGACGUACUUCUUCACAAUCUAUUGGACAAGUUAUAUUUAAUAGGCAUGAGGAUACAGGUCCCACUCAAAGCCAAAUGGAGAAGGGUGUGUUUAAUGAGCGAACAGGUCAAAGUGACCAAAUGGCAAAUGGGAACAAAAGGAAGCUGAAUUUUUCCAGAACUAACAGGAAAGAAUUCCAUUUCCCAGAAUUGCCUUUCACAAUACAGUCAAAGGGGAUGAAAGGAAUGGAAGAUAUUUUUGCAAAAGUUAAACAGAUAAAAGUGAUGAAGAGGAAAUCAAAGAAAACAGAUUCAUCUAAAAUACCAACUUAAUGCAGAUCAAUAUCAAGAAAAACAAGAGGCCGCGCCAUGCAGCAUGCGGGAUCUUAGUUCCCCACCAGGGAUCGAACCCAUGCCCCUUGCAUUGGGAGCUCAGAGUCUUAACCACUGGACCGCCAGGGAAGUCCCUGGUAAGUGCUAAUUAAAUAUUGCUGUUGGAACAGAGAGCUGUAGAGGUUUGUGGUGUGGUCUUCUAGAAUUCUCAGAGCUGGGAUCCAAUCCCCUUUUUGCAUCUCUGAUACUGGAGAGAAUCUGAUGAAGGCUAAGAACCCUUCCCCAGAAAACACAUGCAAAAGAAAAUUCCCAAUUGUAUAGCAGUAAAUACACACACACACACACACACACCCCAACAAA